Drosophila nasuta is the source of this 5962-nucleotide messenger RNA. RefSeq lists its product as uncharacterized. NCBI's taxonomy places the organism in Eukaryota, Metazoa, Arthropoda, Insecta, Diptera, Drosophilidae. The transcript is spliced from 12 exons. The coding region runs from base 864 to 5843 and encodes 1659 amino acids. The record is from RefSeq and is a predicted model, not a curated record.
ACACGCGCACGCACAACUGUGCUGUGCAACUUGGAGGGGCUCAAAAAAUUGGAAAUAUUAAUUGCGUGUAACCUAAAAAUGAAAUAAUGGAAGUGUGCAUACUUCAAAUAAGGCAAAUGAUGAGGUGACAGGCUGAAGAGGGACCCAAAGGGGGGCAAACCAGCACAAACAAAAGAGUGUCAGCAAUUUAUAAAUAGUUUACGCCAUUGUUUUUCUAUUUAAUGUGAAUUUAUUUCUCAUGUGGUUGGAUGGUUCUUUCCCCUUGUUUCGAUAUUGCUGACUGGAUUCCUUCAAUUAUAGCAGCAUUAUUAUUAUUAUUGUUAUUAUUGUAGCAAUUUGCGGGCACAAAGUGCAUUCGAGUGUGGUUUUCCUGGCCGUUAUUUAUUACAAUAUUUUGACCACACACGCGUCAAUAUUUUUCCGAAUAUUUUUCAAAACUUUUGCACAUGUGGCGAAACGUGCUAAAAUUGCGUUUUUCCACAAAUUUAUUGUUUAUAUCGUGUAUUUUAAGCGUUACACUUUAAGGCAUUCAAAUUACCAUACAUAAUUCUUCAACAUACGUACAUACAAGAAUAUUAAAGUGUGUGCGGGUGUGUCUGACAGUAUGUGUGUGUGUGCAUGUGUGUGUGGCGGACGUUCCACAUUUGUCUUCCUCUUUUAUAAACAAAUUUUUGAUUUCGAUAAUUCGUGGGAUAUUCUUGUCUUGCGUACCGUUGUUUCUAGUGCCGUAUCUCGCUGAGUAAACAAACAAAAUCCAAUUGAGCAUUUCAAUACGCACUCACACACACGUAUGUAUAUAUGUAGAUAUAUGCAUAUAGUAUCUAUCUGGUCAGUCGGUCAUUUGUAAAUGCUGUGAACCGACCAUGGACAAGGUGCCACCGCCAAAGCCGCGUCGCACGCGUCAAAAGCUCAACACAUCCCUCCACUAUGAAUCCUUGCCAACGGCGCCGCCUGCGAUGUGCGGCCGUGCCGAUGAGAACAUCUUUCAGUUUCCAGCCGUCGCGUCCCGUGCUCGCAAUCUGUCCGCAUCGCCCAAACAGUGUGCCGAGAAGGAUUUGCCCGUUUGCCAGCAUGGCAAGCACAGUUGCUACUUUUGUCAGCCGUAUCGCGCGGAUCGUGGCACAAUUGAGCCGCUCAAGAAUCGUCUGAACUCGGCCAUUGAGGCUAUGGAUCAGCUGACGCGCACAUAUGCCUUGCUAGAGGGAUUGCUGGAGCAAAAGCUGGCCACGAUUACCGACAAUGAGGAGGAGUCAGCUGCGGAGGAAGUGCCCGAAAGUGCUGCACCAGUCUCUCCAACUCUACCGCCAGCCUCAUCACAAACUCCAAGUACAAGUAUAGCGCCUACUCCAGUAGCCACUCCAACUCCGACUCCAGCUGCUGCAGCCAAAGCAGAUGCGGAAUUUGAACUGGAGCACUCGCUCACCUGGCUGGAGUCGCUCUUUGGCACUGAAGUGGUGCCGCCCAUCAAACAGGGCAAGUUCAAGCGCAUACGCGAGCGCAGCAAGUCCAUGAUGGAGGACGAGAUCAACAUGUAUUUGAAGGGCGAUCGCCAGCUAAAGAUGAGCUCCUCGCGUCCAUAUCUGCUUCGUCGUCAGAGCACCUACAGUGACAACAAAUCGAAGGUAUCGAAGUGGACCAAGGUAAAGGCGGCCUUCAAAUGGGAGCGUGCCAAUGUGCCACCCGCUGGUGGUCAAGAAGCAGGCACUCUGAUGCCCCUGAAUAUGGAGGUGGAGAGAUACUUAAAAGUGCCCAUUAAUACGGCGGGCGGCAGCAGCUCUGCGGACAGCAUCAUAAGCUCCUCAUCGGGACACUUUAUGAGCGAGGCGGGCGGCACACCAGGCACCAUUAGCUCGGCGAGCUCCAUGGAUGAGCUGCAUCAGGAAUCAGGCAAUCGACAAGCGAUGCGUCGCCACUCAUCCAAGAGCGUCACCCACACGCCCAAUAUUGAGGUAGAGUUGCGUAAAUCCGCCACAGAUGAGCGCCUGGAUGCAGUAAAGGCGCCAACGAUGCCCAGCAAGUCCGCCUCUAACAAAUCAUUGCGCCGGUCGAAGGCUUUCUCCGACUUUGAAGUGUUGCCCGAGGAUCAUGAGGCGGACAUAAAGUCGACGUCAAGUCGCAGAAAUAAGCUGCCGCCAAGUCCGUUGAAUCUCAAUCAUGUGUGCAGUGAUCUACCGCAAUUGCAUUCGCCGCUCAAAAGUCCUGGCAAGGAUGGUAAUCAGUUGUCCAUGCGGAUGCGACACGUCAGCUCACCAGGAAACAGCUCGGUGCCGAGCAGCCCUUCGCGUCACUCGGAUUUCUUUGGUGAAUUCGAGAGCGAGGAUCUGUCGAGCGGCGAUUUCUCGGAGCCAACAACGCCAAAUCGUAAGAGUUUGCUUAAGAUCGAAGAUGAGGUAUUUCAGCAUUAUCAACUUCUACUACUCAAACUAGAUCUGGAGUUCAAGAACAAGCAAAGCGAAUUCGAGCAAUCCGGUGCCAGUAAUCGCAGUGUCAAGCUAUGCAGUGGUGGUCCAGGCAGCGGUAGCGGCAAGCGGAGCAGUGAGGAGCAUUCCCCAACGCAGCUGCUGCACAGCGAAUUGAUGUCCACCGAAAAACUGGAGCAGAAUUUGACGCCCCAGUUCAAGAAGAAGCUACACAAAUGGCGCGCCAAACAACAGAGCUCCAAUUGCUAUGCCACCUCCGAGCCAGCGUCCAGUCCUACGGCCAAGAGUCAAAGCGGUGGGGAGCUAAAGCCCAAGAUCGAUUGGAAUCUUUGGAGUUCAGGUGCUCUUAAGCUUGAGGGUCAGGGUUUGUGUGCGCUGCCCGAUCAAAAGGAUUUGCCCGAGAAGUUCCAGAAGAAGUUGGAUCAAUGGAACCGCUUGAAAUGUCCGCCAGUUGGCGGCACAAAUUCCGACAAUGAUUCACUGAAACGUAGUUCGAAGCAUAAUCAGUCGACGCGACGCGGCUCCGAUGAUGAUCGUUGGUACAAACACAAACCGCACGACAAAGAGAAAUUGGCGCGUCUGAAAGCCAUUGUGGCGCCGGAUCAUACGUCCAAGAACAUUGAGGUAAAGACCUCAGAUGGCGAGGUGAUGAAAUUCGAGGGCAUUUCGCGCAAGUUCACACGAAAACUCUACGAAUGGGAAAAGGCACGAGGCAUUGGCCCAGAGGCAUCCACAUUCGCGCUGCUCCAUCCUGGCUAUUGUCCUAUCGAUGUGCGACGCAUCAACAAGGAAUGUCAUAAGGCCACUGCCGAACACUCUCCCACGUUGAGUCGCUCGUUGUCCUUGGAUAGCGUCGCUCCCAGUGUGAAUCAGGCACAGGUCAUUUCACAGCAGGCCUCAUCCUUAUCACUCAAUGAUGUCAAUGAGUUCAAGGAGCUGCAGGACUGCGCCGAUGUCACCGAUCAUGAGUUUAAGAAAUACGACGAACCCGAAGCGGUGAUGGUCGAGGUGGAGGAGCACAUCCAUGACACUGCCUCGCCGCUGGUCACAGCGCAUACGUUGGUCGAACAACAGACGCCCAUCUACAAAUACGAGGAGGUGCAAUGCAAUGACUAUGUCAACUCGCGUCGCGUGCAAAGCUUCGAGUCGCACACGAAUCUGGCACCGCUUUUGGGGGCUUUGAAACGUGCCGAUGAGUUGUUUGCCCAACUGCGCGAUGCCUCGCCCGACAUUGUCGAGCAUGUCGCAAUGCGGGAUUGCCAGACGUCAUUGCUGAGCAUACGCAGCAUUUAUCCAUAUUACUCGAACAACCUGAUGAAGCCGAGCGUGCUCAAUGCCGUCUCCGAUGUCCAGAGCGAGCUGGGACGUCUAGCAGAGCUGUGCCUGAAGUCGCCACUGGACGAGGCAUGUUGCCAGGAAACGAUGCAGGAGCGCAACAACGAGUACACGGAGGAACUUCAAGGAUUGCACGAAUCUCUACUCUGUCUAAAGUUGGCCAUUCAAGGUGGCUCGAAUCGUUAUCCACGCGAUAUUGUGCCGGACAUUAAUAUCACGGCGGAGGAUGGCCAGCAGCUGGAGACGAGCUCAUCAUACGCCACCUGCGAUGCCUCCAGUCGUGACUACCUAACGCUGGAGGAGCACAGCGCUGCCUCGCCCUCACCCUCGCCGAUGGAGCACGAGCAUGAGACGGAGACCAGCACCACCACGGGCACACUGUGCCGUGCCAGCAAUGUUCUUGUGAAUGCCAAUGUGAAUGCGGCCAAGAAGAAGCUGAGACUGCGCAAGAUGGGAUCGCGACAGAACAGCAAGACGGAGAGCGACAGCAGCGAUGCGGAUACACACAGUGUGCUGGAGACACCAAGACGUCUACGCCGCAAGAACUUCCGCCUCAAACAGCGCUCGCUGGACGAUGAUUUCCGCCUGAGCUCGUAUACGCCAGCUGUCUCCUCAGCCCCAGUCGAAACAGACGACAUAAUUUGCGGUUCGCUGAUAGUGAAGCCGGGCGAGCGCAUUGAGGAGACGCACAGCAUUGCCAGCAGCUUGCCACAGCCGGUGGCACAGCUGAGCGGCUUUGUGCCACCACCGCUGCCGGAGCCGCACACGCGCAGUUACAACACCAAUGCCAAUGUGUUUGUGAAGACGAAGCGAAAGCUUUUCACCACAGUACCGGAACCCACUGCUGCCGAGGGCAUAGUUUUCAUCGAGAAGGAGCUGGAGAGUCCCACGCACAGUCACGAGGAGGCACAAUCAAUGCUACACACUAAGCUGGUGCCCACUCCGCGUCCGCUCAGCCUGUUCAAGUCCAUUAGCCUGGACCGUUUGACGCCAUUGCGUCCCAAGGAGGAGCUGCGUAAGUGCCAAAGUGCCGAGCAGCUGCGACGCGUCUCCUUGCAGGUGCGUCCCCCUCUGGCCAGCGAUAGCAUAAAGCGUCUGGCGCGUUCCAAGCGUCAGCUGGCAACUGCAUCGGCUGCCACCACGACCACGCCAUUCCCCCAGGUGCCGCCACGUCGUGCGCAUCUGUACAAGAAGAACUCGCUCCACAAAUCGCAGAGCGCCACCGUGAGCAACAACAUUGAGCACAAGAUUGCCAAGACCAGCUCCGGCUCGACAAUGAGCAAAGCUUGCCCUGUCUCCACAUCGUCUUCGUCGCUGGUGUUGCCCAACAAGCUGGACAACACAUUACCACGCAUACAACGCAAACUGGAGGGCAAAACACUGCUCACGCCCACCAAGCCCAAGCAGUUUGAGUUCCCACCGCCCAUGCUGGAAGCGGAACGUCCAGCGACGCCGCUCACAGAGCGUGCGCUGCGUCUACAACAGGCCAAGGCACAGUUUCUGCAGAGUGCGCCAGUUACACCUCGACAGGAGCCGACGACACCAUCCUCAGUCAUGGCCAUCAACGAGGCGGCUGCUUCGCUCCACAAGAGCGUCAGCGUAGGCAGCAUGCGUGGCGACACCGCACGCUCCACGGAGCAGUUGCAACAGCAGGAGGUGACCACGGAUCAGGAGAGCGUUAGCAACUCCAGCGCUUACGAUAGCUUGCCUCGCUCUGUUAGUCGCUCGGGACGCAUCUCCAGCAAGUUGGGCUUUGCCACGCUCGCCUCCAAGUUGCGACGCGGCGGUAAAAAGUCCAAGGAUCCGCCACCGUCUUCGCCAGCUGGGCCCAUGGGCAGCGCUCUCUCGGCACUGUGUCGUCAAACGCUGUUCGCCGAUGUGAUUGCGCUGCCGCAGGUCAGCAGCGGAGAACGACCGCCACCCAGUCCCAACUCUGCCAGCUCCACGCGGAAUGUGCACAAGUCGCAGAGUUCUCCACAGGCUGCAGUCACUGGGGGAUCGACAAUCAAUCUGCACGACAGCUACGAGGGGCUGAACAAGUCCCUCAGCGAGCAAUAUGUGCGUCAGCUGAAGGAGAGCGAUGUCUAGUCAAAGCGCAAGCGAAAUACCUCUAAAUCUAAGUCUUCUCUAAGCAUAGCUGGGUCUAACAUGGCAGUGGUCAAAGAAGGUUUUAGUAAAGCGAAAAAAUAUUCAAUUUGGGGUGGGAA